GAGAAUCGCCUUUUAGGAGGCUGGAAGCUGUGCGUUUUUGCAGACUCUGUGCCUGGAUAUGCAGCGUUUCCCCCUUCUCCUUUCUGUGAUUCUUUCUGCGUGGAUUCGCCGUCCUGUUCGGUGAUGUCAAGACUUUUAAAGCAGGAGUGAAUCUUGGAGGUGGGGGCGUUUUUUUUUUUUGUUUUUUUUUUUGCAACUACUGCAUAGUGCACAGCAACAAAUUUGGAUCUAACUUGCAAGUUUGCAGGGCUCACAUCAUGGAUGCAGCUGGUUUCUUGCAAGAGUGAGCCCCUUCUCUUUGCUGCCUCCAGAAUGGGUGUUGACUGAGGUACGAGGAUGCACUUGUAAGGAUUAAAAACUGCGCGCAAUCAUUCCUGGAUCAUGCAGAUUCUGCAGCCUAGGACGUUAUUUGUGUUGUUAGCACAUGCAUAUGUAAUAUUACCGCUGAGAUAUAAUGGGGAAGCACGGAGCAACAGCAGCACAUACUCUUCCAGGAGUUUGCAUGGGUCACUCCGCGAGAGUCAUCAAAUUAAAGCACGGGACCGUGCGCUCUCGCCGGGGUACGCCACAGGUGCGUCCCCGGCGGAGGGCGCGAUAAUCCGGGGGACUCUUAACUCCACUCACCCCUGGAAGAAGGUGGUGGCAGAGGAAACGUGGCGGAUUGGACACAACAAACGCGACUUUAGUAGGACUGUGACACCCGCGGAGGAUCCCAACGCGGGCUCACAUUGGGGCCUGACGCGCCACCAUAAUAGGAGGAUAAAGUUGAAUGGCACGGGGACGCCAGCAGGUGGACACUACAAUGCGGCUAAGCUCUCUUCAAUGGGAAGGGGAGAUGGAGGAGGGGGACCCGAGGAGGGCGACAGGCACAAGAGAGGCACAAAAGACGAGCAGAAGAAAGCCUGGAAGAGGUGGGGGAGAAACCGCCAGAAUAAAAGCGCGGCGGCUUUGGCUCAACCUCACGCGUCACCCUGGGAACCCGUCCCCAAGCCGGUGGCCCUCACCUCCACCGAUCUGCCCUUUGAUCUCUUCACCAGGAGGCCGGAGUUCUUCACUUUCAGGGAGGAGAACCCCUGGGACGCCACGCCGAUUACCCCACCAAACUCCAACGACUUCGGGGACGAGAUCAAGAACCCCUUCUACCCUGUGACGAGUGAGACUUAUGGCGCGUACGCAAUCACGUGCGUCUCUGGGGUUAUCUUCCUGGUUGGGAUAGCGGGGAACAUCGCCAUCCUGUGCAUCGUGUGCCAGAACUACUACAUGAAGAGCAUCUCAAACUCGCUGCUGGCUAAUUUGGCUGUGUGGGAUUUUGUCCUCAUCCUCUUCUGCCUGCCUAUGGUGGUGUUUCAUGAGCUGACCAAGUCCUGGCUGCUGGGGGAGUUCACCUGCAAAGUUGUGCCAUAUGUGGAGGUGGCCUCCCUCGGUGUCACCACCUUCACCCUCUGCGCUCUGUGCAUCGACCGCUUCCGUGCGGCCACAAACGUCCAGAUGUACUACGAGAUGAUCGAGAACUGUACCUCCACCACUGCUAAGCUAGCCGUCAUCUGGAUCGGCGCUCUCCUAUUGGCCCUCCCAGAACUCCUCAUCCGACAGCUGGUAACUGAAGACACUGGGAUGCCGGACGAGCCUCCUGUUGAACGGUGCAUCAUCAGGAUAUCCACUUCCCUCCCGGACAUGCUCUACGUGCUUGGGCUAACCUACGAGGGUGCUCGACUUUGGUGGUGCUUCGGCUGCUACUUUUGCCUCCCUACUCUUUUUACAAUCGGGUGCUCGCUGGUGACCGCGCGCAAGAUCCGACGUGCCGAGCAGGCGAGCGUGCGCAGCAACAAGAAGCAGAUACGACUCGAGAGCCAGAUGAACUGCACCGUCGUGGCGCUAGCGAUCGUGUAUGGUGCUUGUGUGGUGCCUGAGAACAUCUGCAACAUAGUUUCUGCGUACAUGGCGGCAGGUGUGCCCGAGCACACCAUGUCCGUGCUCCACCUUCUCUCCCAGCUGCUGCUCUUCUGUCGGGCUGCUGUUACCCCUGCACUGCUGCUACUCCUUUGUCGCCCACUCGGCAGGGCCUUCCUGGACUGCUGCUGUUGCUGCUGCUGCUGUAACCACGCCCCAUCCUCGGCGACGGCCAGUGAUGAUAACGAACACGAGUGCACCACCGAGCUGGAGCUGUCACCGUUCAGCACCAUCCGCAGGGAGCUCAGUAAUUACACACCGGCGGGCUCCAACUGUUAAGCAGACUAAUGAAGGAUGGGUAUUUCACCAGUGUGCUAUUAGCAUUUGGCUAGCAUUUCUCAGACUUGGCUUGGAGAGAUUUGCCUUACCUGGUUGGAUUACACUUUAAAAAGGGAGCACGUCGGACACUGAAUCAUCAUAUUCAGCCAGUGUUUUACAUCCUCAGUGUUUAUUCCUCACACUAAGACUGUACAUUUACAGUAACUGUAUAACACUUAUUUUACAGGAAAGCUAACAAAAGCAGAAG
Messenger RNA from Cheilinus undulatus (humphead wrasse), 2476 nucleotides. RefSeq names its product G protein-coupled receptor 37b (gene gpr37b). The record is from RefSeq and is a predicted model, not a curated record. Gene Ontology annotation, biological process: adenylate cyclase-inhibiting G protein-coupled receptor signaling pathway; positive regulation of MAPK cascade. The transcript has 2 exons. Gene Ontology annotation, molecular function: G protein-coupled peptide receptor activity; prosaposin receptor activity. Bases 382 to 2229 code for a protein of 615 amino acids. Gene Ontology annotation, cellular component: signaling receptor complex; plasma membrane. NCBI's taxonomy places the organism in Eukaryota, Metazoa, Chordata, Actinopteri, Labriformes, Labridae.